Juglans regia (Persian walnut) is the source of this 3367-nucleotide messenger RNA. RefSeq names its product exocyst complex component SEC3A-like. Bases 656 to 2833 code for a protein of 725 amino acids. Gene Ontology annotation, cellular component: exocyst; plasma membrane. Gene Ontology annotation, biological process: exocytosis; Golgi to plasma membrane transport. NCBI's taxonomy places the organism in Eukaryota, Viridiplantae, Streptophyta, Magnoliopsida, Fagales, Juglandaceae. The transcript is spliced from 22 exons. Gene Ontology annotation, molecular function: phosphatidylinositol-4,5-bisphosphate binding. The record is from RefSeq and is a predicted model, not a curated record.
CUGGUCAUAAGAGAUGGGAGACAAAGUAGAGAAUAGGCGUCGAUCAUGGCAGAGGUGAUCGGUGGCACCACUAUCCACCACCCAGUCGGAGCGGCUGUCAAAGGGAGGAGAAGCAGAUCAAGUAGUUUUUGAUACAUAUCAUGGGUCAAACCAGGAAGUGGGGAAGAGGUGGAAACUUGAUGAGCCAUCUGCGCCGAGGUGGAUGGUGGUUUGCCAAGGAGAGAUGGUUGCGGUUUGUCACGGGUGUCGCGACCUGCUGGGUACCCGAUUACACGCCAACAACGGUCACAAGAGUGACCCAUUUUGUCGCAGACGGUGCAUUUUAGGGGCUGUUUCGUGGGUCCACCGGAGUGAGCAGUAAGGAUGUGGGCGUCCGUCAAUGGUGGUCUAAGGUGGAGAAGACAUUGCUGCUCUUCCUGAAAAAGAAUUGAAAAACUUUUUGUGAUGGAGGGAAGGGUUUCCAUGGCAAAGAUCUGGGUUCUGAGUUGGGGAACAGAGUCAUUAAGGCCAAGAAGAAAUUGAAUGAUUGUGUUGCAGUAGGGAGGAUAACUCACGUUUGAGAUGGUAAAUCCUGGCAUCGUUGCCAUGGCAAAAUCUGGACUGAAGAUCGAGCCAUACGGCUCGGGGAUUAGUGUGAAAUUCAAGGGAGUUGGCUAUGGAGGGAUUGAUGGAAUUUAGGAGCCAGGAAAACACACCCUCAGUUAGCACUCAAAAAAACCUUGAAGAUGGGCCAGUUGCAGCAACUGUGACUGAAACUGAGUUGAAAGUGACCGUUGAAAAAGAACUUGUAUCCCAGGCUGAGGAGGAGGAUAUGGAAGCUCUUUUGGACACGUAUGUCAUGGGUAUUGGCGAGGCAGAGGCAUUUUCUGAACGGUUGAAGCGGGAGCUUCUGGCUUUGGAAGCAGCAAAUGUGCAUGCCAUUUUGGAAAGUGAACCUUUGAUAGAUGAGGUGUUGCAAGGCCUUGAGGCAGCAACAUACUGUGUUGACGACAUGGAUGAAUGGCUAGGCAUAUUUAAUGUUAAACUUAGACACAUGAGAGAGGACAUUGAGUCGAUAGAAACCCGCAAUAACAAGUUGGAGAUGCAAUCUGUGAAUAAUAAAACUCUCAUUGCUGAACUUGAUAAGCUUCUUGAGCGGUUGUGUGUCCCUUCGGAGUAUGCAGCAAGUUUGACAGGAGGUUCAUUCGAUGAGUCUUGCAUGCUUCAAAAUAUAGAAGCAUGUGAGUGGUUAACUGGUGCUUUGCGUGGUCUUGAAGCUCCAAAUUUUGAUCCUAACUAUGCCAAAAUGCGAGCUGUCAAGGAGAAGCGGGCAGAACUUGAAAAGUUAAAAAGUACAUUUGUCAGGAGAGCUUCUGAGUUCUUGAGAAACUACUUUGCCAGCUUGGUGGAUUUCAUGAUAAGUGACAAAACAUUCUUUUCUCAGCGAGGACAGUUGAAGAGGCCUGAUCAUGCUGACUUGCGGUACAAAUGCAGGACAUACGCCCGCCUUCUUCAACAUCUAAAGAGUCUUGAUAAGAAUUGCUUGGGUCCACUGAGAAAAGCUUAUUGUAUCUCCCUUAACUUGCUUCUUCGUCGGGAGGCUCGUGAGUUUGCAAAUGAACUUCGUGCUAGUACAAAAGCACCGAAAACUCCAACCGUUUGGCUUGAAGCUUCCACAGGCUCUGGUCAAAACACGAAUGCUGCAGACACUUCUACUGUUUCUGAUGCUUAUGCUAAGAUGCUGACGAUUUUUAUUCCACUUCUUGUAGAUGAGAGUUCCUUUUUGGCGCACUUCAUGUGCUUUGAAGUUCCUGCACUUGUUCCUCCUGGUAAUAAACCUGCAUAUGGCAACGAUGAUGCCAAUGAUGAUGAUCUGGGGAUUAUGGAUAUUCAUGAAAAUGACAGUAAAACUGGUAAAAACUCAGCUGAGCUUGCAGCACUAAAUAUCUCUCUUCAGGAUUUACUUGAUGGAAUCCAAGAAGACUUCUAUGCUGUGGUUGACUGGGCAUACAAGAUUGAUCCCUUAUGCUGCAUAUCAAUGCAUGGAAUUACAGAGCGCUAUCUCUCAGGUCAGAAAGCUGAUGCUGCAGGAUUUGUGCGUCUCUUGCUUGGUGACCUAGAGUCAAGAAUUUCUACACAGUUUGGCCAUUUUGUAGAUGAAGCUUGUCACCAAAUUGAAAGAAAUGAGCGCAAUGUGAGGCAGAUGGGUGUCUUAUCAUACAUCCCAAGAUUUGCAACUCUUGCAGCUCGAAUGGAGCAGUACAUCCAGGGACAAUCUCGGGAUUUGGUCGAUCAAGCAUACACAAAAUUUGUUAGCAUAAUGUUUGUUACGUUGGAGAAAGUUUCACAAACAGAUCCAAAAUAUGCUGAUAUGUUUCUGUUAGAGAAUUAUGCAGCUUUUCAGAACAGUUUGUAUGACCUAGCCAAUAUUGUGCCUACAUUAGCCAAAUUUUAUCAUCAGGCAAGUGAAGCUUAUGAACAAGCUUGCACACGUCAUAUCACUGUGAUUAUUUACUCUCAAUUUGAAAGACUCUUCCAGUUUGCUCGAAGAAUUGAGGAUUUGAUGUACACAUUCGCGCCAGAAGAGAUUCCAUUCCAGCUUGGGUUAUCAAAAAUGGAUCUCCGGAAGAUGUUAAAAUCUAGUGUUUCUGGGGUUGACAAGAACAUCAGUGUAAUGUAUAAAAAAUUGCAGAAGAAUUUAACUUCAGAGGAACUUUUGCCUUCUUUAUGGAAUAAGUGCAAGAAGGAGUUUCUAGAUAAGUAUGAAAGUUUUGCUCAACUUGUUGCAAAGAUUUACCCCACGGAGACCAUUCCAUCUGUUGUAGAAAUGAGAGAACUUCUGGCCUCCAUGUAGAGAGAGUUCAAAUUGUAUAAUCUUGAAUAGUUUCUUUUUCAGUAAAUAGGUGUUUUAGCCUGCUGUCAUCAUUCUUUAGUACAUUUUUUCAUAUAAAUUUGAUUUGUUGGACAAGCAUUUCAGGUCUCUCUCAUAUCAGCAUAGGUUGAAUAAAAGUCAGGUAUAAUAAUCACAGCGGGUGGUAUAUAUUGUUCAUAUAUCUGUACAUGCUUUGUUGUUGUUCGAACUUCAUUUUAUCUUCCUGCCCCUGAAUCUCUCUUUUUUCAUCUUUUUUAACCAUGCUUUUUUUCACUAAUAUAUCCGUACUCUUCAGUAUUGUAGCAUAUAUUUUUUGUUGCAAAAAAUCUACUCAACCUCUGGUUCCCUAACCGCACGCCACACUCCUGACGUGGCCAAAUCCGGUUCUUCUCUAUUCUUCUCCACGUCACAGUUUAGCAUCCAUCCCACGAGCUGCUUCAUUCUCGAGUUUCUCUCACCCUCAUUCUCCCUCAGUCCUCUCUCACUCUUGGUUUUUCAGAGACCUGUCAUGUGAUA